AUGCCCAGUUUGCUGAACGAAGCUCUGGUAACGUCGAUUUUUGCAGACUUCAUAGACAAUUCCUCUCGAAUACAAGAAAGCUAUGCAAGGAGAUUGUGGUUCGAUCCGUUGCGGAACUCUGGAACACCACCAGGGACGUCGCACCAAGCAGAACCGCUCGCUGUGGGAUACGGUAACAUACAUAACAUACGGAUAAACUUCCUUUAUGACGAACCCGCAAUUGAAAUGGCAUAUGCGUAUGUAUCAGAUAAAAGUCCGAUUGUGACACACUUGAUGCACUUGAAAGUCUACGAAGAAGUCAAAAUGGAUCCUAGCAAACUGUACCUCCACGUCGUCAAAGAAGGAAAGUGCCGCGCUCGAUUAGUGACGGACGAGAGUGGUAUGGACCUCUUCGGUCCACCAUCCGAUAACCAGUGUCUCAUCGUGUCAGCUUGUAAUGCCAAAAGUCCGGAGGCGUCGUCUCGGGUAGACGCUCUGGUGGAGCCUGUCGGAGUGAACGCUCCGAAGUGGCGUCAGUGUCGACCUGGCCGUGAGCCGCGUGUGGGAGUGGGGCGGAAAGGGGUACGUGGAGUACCGGAGGUGGUCGGACGAGCACGAGCUGCCAACGGCGGUGGGCGAGACCCCGUCGAAGAAGUACCAGGUCUUCCUCGAGAAGGACCACGAGGCGAGCGUGAUCCACGGGAGCCACGAGGAGGGUACGGUGUGGACACGGGGGUCCUAGCUUCGAAUCCAGGAGUGCCUCCGGUGCGAUACACGAAGCAAGGUCGCGGUGCAGAAGCAAAGAAGCCUGAGCGAAAACGAAGUGUGGCCUUUACGUCCAAACGCAGCUGCGCAAAGGUAUCAGAUACGAGCUGGUCCGUGACGUCACGAUGUCGGCCGGAAGAAGAAAUGGAGUCGGGAGAGGCGAGCAAAGAAGACCCCCCCCUCACGUGCAGUAUCAUCGACCGAGCGCAUGUCAGCGUCACUGCCUAUGAGGAGUCGUUUGUUCGCGUAGUCAAUGUUCCAACUAAUUAA
Messenger RNA from Cooperia oncophora, 1014 nucleotides. The record is from the annotation of a GenBank genome assembly. NCBI's taxonomy places the organism in Eukaryota, Metazoa, Nematoda, Chromadorea, Rhabditida, Trichostrongylidae.